CUCUCCUCUCCUCUCUCUCAGGGACGAUCCUCUCUCUCAACGUCUCCAACUUUUAACUCCAAAACCCAAACAAAGAGAGAGAAAGAUAGAGAGAAGAGAAUGGCCCUAGCGAGCUCCUCCUCUUCUUCCUCCGUCGCCGCACACCACCACCACCAUCACCUCUCCUCCGCCGCCUCCCGCGGGGGCACCGCCAACCUCCGCACCUUCCUCCCCGUCAACUCCCGGCCAUCGUCUUCCUCCGCCGUCGCCGCGCGACCGAUCUCCGCCGUGCACGCGGCGGAGCCCGCCAAGAACCCGGCGGUGGCCGACAAGCUGAAAAAGGAACCCGCCGCGGCGGCGCCGGGGCGGUGGUCGCCGGAGAGCUGGCGCGCGAAGAAGGCGCUCCAGCUCCCGGAGUACCCGGACAAGAAGGCGUUGGAGUCGGUGCUCCGCACGAUCGAGAGCUUCCCCCCGAUCGUCUUCGCCGGCGAGGCGCGCCACCUCGAGGAGCGCCUCGCCGAUGCCGCCCUCGGCCGCGCCUUCCUCCUGCAGGGCGGCGACUGCGCGGAGAGCUUCAAGGAGUUCAACGCCAACAACAUCCGUGACACCUUCCGCAUCCUUCUUCAGAUGGGCGUCGUCCUCAUGUUCGGCGGCCAGAUGCCCGUCGUCAAGGUGGGGAGAAUGGCGGGGCAGUUCGCGAAGCCGAGAUCGGACCCCUUCGAGGAGAGGAACGGGUUGAAGCUCCCGAGCUACAGAGGCGACAAUGUGAACGGCGACGCGUUCGACGAGAAGAGCCGCAUCCCGGAUCCGGAGCGCAUGAUACGCGCGUAUUGCCAAUCGGCGGCGACGCUGAACCUCCUGAGGGCGUUCGCCACGGGAGGGUACGCGGCGAUGCAGCGCGUGACGCAGUGGAACCUCGACUUCACCGAGCACAGCGAGCAAGGAGACAGGUACCGUGAACUGGCGCACCGGGUGGACGAGGCGUUGGGGUUCAUGGCAGCGGCUGGAUUGACGGUGGACCACCCGAUCAUGACGACGACCGAGUUCUCGACCUCGCACGAGUGCCUGCUUCUUCCUUAUGAGCAGGCACUCACCCGCGAGGACUCCACCUCUGGUCUCUUCUACGACUGCUCCGCCCACUUCCUCUGGGUCGGCGAGCGCACUCGCCAGUUAGACGGUGCCCAUGUUGAGUUCCUCCGCGGUGUAGCCAAUCCCCUCGGCAUCAAGGUGAGUGAUAAGAUGGACCCAAAGGAGCUAGUGAAGCUGAUAGAGAUUCUGAACCCGCAGAACAAGCCGGGGAGGAUCACCAUCAUCACUAGAAUGGGUGCAGAGAACAUGCGGGUGAAGCUGCCUCACCUUAUCCGGGCAGUGCGUGGUGCGGGCCAGAUUGUGACCUGGGUCAGCGACCCGAUGCACGGCAACACCAUCAAAGCCCCCUGCGGACUCAAGACUCGUCCCUUCGAUUCCAUCCUGGCCGAGGUACGAGCAUUCUUUGAUGUCCACGAGCAAGAAGGAAGCCACCCAGGAGGGGUGCACCUGGAGAUGACCGGGCAGAACGUGACAGAGUGCAUUGGUGGGUCCCGGACCGUGACCUUUGACGACCUGAGCUCACGCUACCACACGCACUGUGACCCAAGGCUCAAUGCUUCUCAAUCUCUCGAGCUGGCCUUCAUCAUUGCAGAGAGGCUCCGAAAGAGAAGGAUCAACUCACCGCAAACCCCCAACUUCUUGAGCUCUCUUCCCCCCUUAUCUUUCUGAAAGGUGGAGAUGGAAUUACAUGCUUUUAGAUCCAUUUGUUGAUGGGUGGCUGGGUGCUGUUGCUAUAAAAUUAUAUCUGAGCUCUUAUGUGUUCGGAAUGUAUCAUACUUAUUAUGUAUCGGUGCCGUCCCCAACUGUGGUUGGGUCUUGGUGCUGAAGAAGAGAAUAAAGACAAAGAAAAGGCUACUUUUGAAUUGGAUAUAUCUUGGCUUAAUACGAAGAGUUUCAUUUCGCAA
Ananas comosus (pineapple) is the source of this 1973-nucleotide messenger RNA. Its product is annotated as phospho-2-dehydro-3-deoxyheptonate aldolase 2, chloroplastic-like. Lineage: Eukaryota; Viridiplantae; Streptophyta; Magnoliopsida; Poales; Bromeliaceae. The transcript has 5 exons. Bases 100 to 1737 code for a protein of 545 amino acids. Gene Ontology annotation, molecular function: 3-deoxy-7-phosphoheptulonate synthase activity. Gene Ontology annotation, biological process: aromatic amino acid biosynthetic process. The record is from RefSeq and is a predicted model, not a curated record.